This is a messenger RNA of Aspergillus melleus, 303 nucleotides long. RefSeq lists its product as uncharacterized. The transcript has a single exon. The record is from RefSeq and is a predicted model, not a curated record. Bases 1 to 303 code for a protein of 100 amino acids. Lineage: Eukaryota; Fungi; Ascomycota; Eurotiomycetes; Eurotiales; Aspergillaceae.
AUGUCUUCACUUGGUCUGAUGGAAGGUAAUCAUCUAGCCUUUGUAGUUCCCCAGUUGUUCUCUACCUCUAAUGCAUUGCAUAGCAACUCUCAUUACUCACCACACUCUCAUCGUGGUCUGACAACCCAUCUCAUCCGCCAAGGGACCUUGACAAUCACGUAUCCCGAAGACAAUGCCAGAUUGCACAAUGGGGAGGUGAAGAAGGAGACGUUCGGGGUGGGCGCUCGAGUGGAUGUCCCCGCUGGGAAGCUUCAUGAGGUUUGGAUUGGGCCGGAGGGAUGCGAGUAUGUGAUUGGGGAAUGA